GAAAGGCAGUCCGUGAUAGGAGUGGACCAGAGACUGCUAAGGGGAGAUACUCAGGGGUUUGUUGGGGGAGGCACAUUCUGUUUUUGUUCAGGGGACGAAUUGAGGUCUCCCGGGGGAAGGGGAACAGUAAUCCGGGAUUUGAGGGGAGCUGUUCUAGGGUCGGCCGAAAGGGUCAGGCUGAAAUUCUUAGAAGGCCUAGUUGGGCCUGAGAGGACUGGAGGGAACAGGAAUCUGAUGAAGAGGAUAACGUGCGAAUAUACCCAGAGGUGACACCUGGAACUUCUGCCCUCAAGGUCUAGUGUACUAAUGUGUGCAUAAAGGGAAACAAGAGAGUGCAAAAGAUGGAAGGUCAAGGAUGCAGUCCAAGAAAGUUCUAAAAAUAUAUCAUCAGGUCCAACCUGGUAGUUAACCUAGCUAUGAAAAGCCUCCUUGGAUCCUCACUGGGUCAGACCAUACUGGCAUUCUUAAAAACUCUUCCCAUUAAAAAGUGUCAAGAAUGAAAAUAUAAGGUAUAUACCUACCACUUCAAGAAAGUUCCUACCAGCCAACAGUCUAGCACAUUAGCUUGCUGCUUUGAUCAUCAAACAGACAUACUCAAGCUCAACACAGCAAAGGAAAAUGUCUCUGUAUCAAUAUUUUUCACAUUCUGUGUGUGACCCAUCAGUAGGUCAUGAAAUCAGUUCUGUGAGUCAAAAAAUUUUUUAAAACAAAAUAAAAUAGAAAGUAUCAGGUGCUUUGCCUGACUCCUCUGCAAGAAUUUUGCUGCAAGAAAUACUAAGGUCAAUUUCAGUAUGUGAAAAGAUAAUUAAUGGAGGGCAUAUAAUGAAUAGAAUGUAUACUGACUUAAGACAUGGUUUUUCAAUCCUUUGCCCACUGGUGUCUUGUUUGGUUUUCAUAAUAAAGUUGGUGAGCAGUCUAGUUUUAUGUUACCAUGACUUGCAACUAGAUGUGAAUUCUGAGAUGUUCAACUGAGAUGCAUUUGCAAACUGCAUUUUUAGAAAGAUGUUAUCUAGGCUAUAUUUAUAUGUAUACAUAUAUAUAUAUAUAUUUUUUUUUUUUGGUUAAUGGCAGUUAAAACAUUUUAAUCAAAAUUACUUUUAAAAUGGAUCAUAUCUUUUUUAAAAGAAAGAGGAAAAAUGAAGUGAAAUAUGCAGAAGCAUGUUCAAGUUCAUCUGCUGUAUCUGGAAAUGUGAAUAGUGACAAUACUGAGAAAAAUAGUGACUCUGAUUUGCAAUCUUCAGCUUCGUUUGAGACACAUUUCAAAAAGAAAAAAGUAAGUGCAAGACGUUACAAUGAAGAUUAUUUAAAAUAUGGUUUUAUCAAAUGUGAAAAACCCUUUGAAAAUGACCGACCUCAGUGUGUUAUUUGUAAUAAUAUUCUUGCAAAUGAAAGCUUAAAACCUUCAAAAUUAAAAAGACACUUAGAAACUCAGCAUGCUGAACUUAUUGGUAAGCCUCUUGAAUAUUUUCAAAGAAAGAAAAAAGAUGUAAAGUCGUCAACACAAUUUCUUGGUGGUUCUACCGCCAUUAGUGAGAAAGCCUUAUUAUCAUCAUACUUAGUUGCAUAUCGGGUAGCAAAAGAGAAAAUGGCUCACACAGCUGCUGAAAAAAUAAUUCUUCCAGCAUGUUUGGAUAUGGUACGUACAAUUUUUGAUGACAAAUCAGCUGAUAAAUUGAAAACGAUAUCUAGUGAUAACACAAUAUCUCUUCGCAUUUGUACUAUUGCGGAACAUUUAGAAACAAUGCUUCUAGCUCGGUUGCAGUCUGGUAUAGAUUUUGCAAUUCAGCUUGAUGAAAGCACUGAUAUGGGGAGCUGCACAACAAUCUUAGUUUAUGUCAGAUAUGCGUGGCAAGAUGAUUUUAUGGAGGAUUUUUUGUGUUGUUUAAAUAUAACCUCACAUCUAAGUGGAUUAGAUAUUUUUACAGAAUUAGAAAAGUGCAUUGUUGGUCAAUAUAAAUUAAACUGGAAAAACUGCAAAGGAAUUACAAGUGAUGGAGCAGCAAGCAUAACGGGAAAACAUAGCAGAGUAAUUAAAAAAUUGCUAGAAGUUACUAAUAAUGGUACUGUGUGGAAUCAUUGUUUUAUACAUCGUGAAGCUUUAGCAUCCAGAGAAAUCCCACAGAAUCUCAUGGAAGUAUUGAAAAAUGCAGUGAAAGUGGUUAACUUUAUUAAAGGAAGCUCACUAAAUAACCAGCUUCUUGAAACAUUUUGUUCAGAGAUUGGAACUAAUCAUACCCACUUACUAUAUCAUACCAAAGUCCGUUGGUUGUCUCACGGGAAAAUACUAAGCAGGGUUUAUGAACUCAGGAAUGAGAUUCACAUUUUUCUUACUGAAAAAAAAUCUCAUUUGGCAAGUAUUUUUGAAGAUGAUAUUUGGGUAAUGAAAUUGGCAUAUUUAACUGAUAUUUUUGGCAUUCUUAAUGAACUGAGUUUAAAACUACAGGGGAAAAAUAGUGAUAUAUUCCAACAUGUCGAACGUAUCCAGGGAUUCCGAAAGACAUUAUUGUUAUGGCAAGCGAGGCUGAAAAGCAACCGUCCUAGCUACUACAUGUUUCCAAGAUUUUUGCAACAUAUUGAAGAGAAUAUUAUUAGUGAAAACAUUUUGAAAGAAAUAAAAUUAGAGAUAUUGUUGCAUCUCACUUCUCUGUCUCAAACUUUUAACCAUUUCUUCUCAGAAGAGAAAUUUAAAAUAUUAAGAGAAAAUUGCUGGGUAAAAGACCCAUUUGCUUUUCGAAACCCAGAAUCAAUAAUUGAGUUAAACUUGGUGCCUGAAGAAGAGAGUGAAUUAUUGCAGCUCAGUUCUUCAUAUACAUUGAAGAGCGAUUAUGAAACAUUAAGUUUAUCAGCAUUUUGGAUUAAGGUGAAGGAAGACUUUCCUCUGCUAAGUAGAAAGAGUGUCCCACUAUUACUACCAUUCACAACAACUAGCUUGUGUGAGCUAGGGUUUUCAGUCUUAACCCAGUUAAAACCAAAGGAAAGAAAUGGGUUGAAUGGUGCGGCAGGUAUGCGGGUAGCCUUGUCCUCCUGUGGUCCAGACUGGGAUGAACUUAUGAACAGGCAAGCACACCCAUCACAUUAAAUAAAUCUUACCUGGUUUUUGUUUUUGUGUUUCUUAUUUUGUGACAUUUUCCUACGUUGUAUUUAGAGGUUAAUAUAGCAUUGUAUGAGAUAACUUUGUUUUUAUUUUUGUUACAUUUAAAUAUUAAUAAAAUCAUAAUGUAACUUUACAUUCAUUGAACAAAAAUUCAGUGAACUUCUCUUAGAGUCCAGGAACUGUUUUAGAGACAUUUGAGAUACAAAAUGAAGAAAGCAAAGAUCAUUCUAUAGUGGAACUUAUGUUCUAGCAGGGAGAGAGAGACCAUAAAUAAGACUUAUAAUAUUUCAAAGAUAAGUGCUAUAGAAAGAGUAAUAAGAAAGGUCAGGAAACUAUUUGAGGACCAAAUCAUGAGGGGCUCAGUAGACCAUCAUAGGACCUCUGGGUUUUUGUCAGUGAAAUGGAGAGCAAUUGAAGGGUUAUGCAGAGGAAAUACAUUAACUGAAUUAGGUCUUAAAAGACACUCCAGGAGUGCCUGGGUGGCUCAGUCGGUUAAGCAUUCGACUCUUGAUUUCAGCUCAGGUCGUAAUCUCAAGAGUUGUGAGACCAAACCCCACACUGGGCUCUGUGCUCCUCAUGGAGUUUGCUUGAGAGUCUCUUUCCCUCUGCCUCUGCGUGUGCACUCCCCCCCCCCCCCCCCGUGCACUCUCUCUCUCUCAAAAUAAAUAAAUAAAAUCUUAAAAAAAAAAAAAAAAGACUCACUCCAUGGGUGCCUGACUGGCCCAGUCCAUGAAGCAUCUGACUCUCGAUCUCAGGGUUGUGAGUUUGAACCCCUCGUUGGGUGAAAAGAUUACUUAAAAAUAAAUAAAUAGACGCACUGACUGAUAUUUUGAGAAUAAAUUGAAGUAAAUGCUACUUCCCUAAAGAUUUUCCUAACCACCGUAGGUUUUUUUUCCCCAUUAUUCCCUUUAUUUCUUUGUAGUAUAUCAUUUGUAAUAUUUUAAUUAUUUGAUUACUAGUUCUGUCAGUCUGCCACCUUAGGAUGAGUGCUCCACAGGAGCAGAGUUCAUGUCCAUUUUGUAUGAUACAUAGUAAGUGGGUAUUCAGUAUACAUUUGAUUAACAAAUAAUGGACUCUAACAUCUGAACUUGAGGUCAUAUUCUCAGGAAUAAUUAUUAAAUGUGUGGCAAAGCCUUUUUUACAUUUUAAAAAUCUGAUUUUGUUAGAUAACCUCUGUAAGUAUCCGAAUAUGCACUGGUUGAUACAGCUUCCUCGUAUUGUUGCUGAUAAUUAAGCAACUUAAAUUGCUUAAUAUGUCUUUCUCAAACUAAUUUCAACUUCUGCCUUUAUGUAUUCACUGACUCCAAUGAGUGAUUUUUUUUUAAGUGAUGUUUCUUUUGGCAAGGGCUUUCUCUAAAAUCAUAAAGGUUAGCAAUUCUUUUCCAUCAGCCACCACACUUAGCAUUAUUGUAAUACUUGAUUUUCCAUAUUUUGUAUUCUGUUGAAGGUAAUCACU
Messenger RNA from Mirounga angustirostris (Northern elephant seal), 4550 nucleotides. RefSeq names its product family with sequence similarity 200 member B (gene ZBED11). The coding region runs from base 1103 to 3079 and encodes 658 amino acids. The record is from RefSeq and is a predicted model, not a curated record. The transcript is spliced from 2 exons. Lineage: Eukaryota; Metazoa; Chordata; Mammalia; Carnivora; Phocidae.